AUGGAUCUGAUUUCCCCAAAAGUGCAUGGCCUCCAACGACUCAUCGACACUUGCCGCCAAUAUGGAGAGGAAUUUGAUAUAAUCUACAACGAAACCAAGACCCAGUGCAUGUCGCUGCUCCCGAGAUUGCUUAAACAUACUGCAGAACCACAAAUUUUCCUCGGAAACCAUCGGCUGGAAUUUGUGCACGAAUUUCCGUAUUUGGGUCACAUUAUCACCGACGACCUAAAAGAUACGGCAGACAUUGAGCAGAGGCGUCGUAAACUAUGUGCAACUGGCAACGUGAUUGCAAAGAGGUGCAACCUUCAAAGAUGGAAAUCCUCGCUGGAGGUGGGCAACUGGCAAAGGAGGAAAAUAAAAGAGAAAGCGCCCCACCCACAGCAGCUGAACAUAUCCCCGGCCACCAUUACACUUGGAAGGUGA
Messenger RNA from Macrobrachium nipponense, 423 nucleotides. RefSeq lists its product as uncharacterized. The record is from RefSeq and is a predicted model, not a curated record. The transcript is spliced from 2 exons. The coding region runs from base 1 to 423 and encodes 140 amino acids. NCBI's taxonomy places the organism in Eukaryota, Metazoa, Arthropoda, Malacostraca, Decapoda, Palaemonidae.